Messenger RNA from Sphenostylis stenocarpa, 753 nucleotides. The record is from the annotation of a GenBank genome assembly. NCBI's taxonomy places the organism in Eukaryota, Viridiplantae, Streptophyta, Magnoliopsida, Fabales, Fabaceae.
AUGGCGUUCUCUUCCACUGCAACCGCAACCAUUCUGCCGCGUAGCCUCGCCUUCGCUUCUUCCACCAAACUCUUCGUCGGUCAAUCUCUUCUUCGUUCUUCUUCUCCGCGCUUCCUCUCGUUCCCCACUCCGAAAACAAACCCUCGCAAUCGCCUCAUCGUUUCUCUCCAAUCCCCACGCGCCCACUCCAGCGCGUCCCCAUCUACCUCCGCCACCUUCCACGGCCUCUGCUACGUCGUCGGCGACAAUAUCGACACCGACCAGAUCAUCCCCGCGGAAUACCUCACCCUUGUCCCUUCCAAGCCCGACGAGUACGAGAAACUCGGCUCCUACGCCCUCGUUGGCCUCCCUGCCUCCUAUGCCACGCGGUUCGUCGAGCCUGGCGAGAUCAAGACCAAGUACGCCAUCGUCAUUGGCGGCGCCAACUUCGGCUGCGGCUCCUCCCGCGAGCACGCGCCCGUCGCGCUGGGCGCUUCCGGCGUCUCCGCCGUGGUCGCGGAGUCGUACGCGCGGAUCUUCUUCCGGAACUCGGUGGCCACCGGUGAGGUGUACCCGCUGGAGUCUGAGAGCCGUCUCUGCGAUGAGUGCACCACCGGCGAUGUUGUCACGAUCGAGCUCGGAGGGAGCCGCUUGAUCAAUCACACCACCGGAAAGGAGUAUCGGUUGAAGCCGAUUGGCGAUGCAGGUCCGGUGAUUGAGGCUGGUGGCAUCUUUGCCUACGCGAGGAACACCGGCAUGAUUCCCUCUAAUUGA